AUGAGAAAGAAAACUGGCCAGAAGAAGCUAGGGAGUGAAAAUGAAUGGUACUCAGAAAAUGAAGAUUAUGAAGAGAACUAUGAGGAUGAAGGGGAUUACGAAUCUGAGGUAGAAGAGAUGGAUUAUGAAAAGACUGAUAGUAUAGAGGAACAAUGGAAUACGUGGGAGGUGGAUGAGAGUGAAGUAGUGGAUAUGAAUCGGUGGAAACAAGGGUAUGAACAAUUAUUACAUGAUUUCGAAGUAGAAUUAGGCCGUAGAUUGUUAUGGAAAGGCCAUUGUGAUAUUGCCCAACAGUGGUGGGAAUAUGAGAAUGGAAAAGGAGCUGAAAUGUCACUUUCCCAGGAUGAACCCAAAAAAAAUGUUCCUUGGCCCCUUACAUCCAAAGAAGUUAUAGAAGCCUCAAAGGAAGAAAAUGACCCCAAGUAUGAGGUUGAUGAAGGAUCAUCCGAUAGUAAUUAUUAUUCUUCUUCACAAUGGGAAACGUCAGAUAAUGAUGAGUCCCAAAUAGAAGUUGUAAUAAACAGUGGAUUGACAAGUCUAACCACCCCGGAGGAAGAAACCUUGACUGAAGAGUAA
Molecule: messenger RNA, 576 nt
Organism: Dentiscutata erythropus
Lineage: Eukaryota; Fungi; Glomeromycota; Glomeromycetes; Diversisporales; Gigasporaceae
Source: the annotation of a GenBank genome assembly